AUGAGGUAUAUCUACUGGCCGCCACCAUCCGGCGCGGCAGCUCCAAGCGUGGCUGGCGGUCUCGUGACCAACCCUGGGAACUGCCCGUUUAACCAUGGUGUCCGCCCGGGGUGGCUUGCUCUCAAACCGUCCACUGGGCAUGGGCCGGUCUUGCCAAACGGAAGUGCGGGUUGGCACAAUGGCCUCAUAAGUCCUUCGCCUGCGCGGCCAUACAGACGAACAUCAACCACCGCUGAGCCAGCUCUGGAGCAGUGUUCUGGAGGUACUUCUAGAGUACCGCGACAUCAUCGGCUCCACUUCGGCCCAUCAACAUCAUGGGAUCUGCCGGCUUAG
Messenger RNA from Coccidioides immitis RS, 333 nucleotides. RefSeq lists its product as uncharacterized. NCBI's taxonomy places the organism in Eukaryota, Fungi, Ascomycota, Eurotiomycetes, Onygenales, Onygenaceae. The record is from RefSeq and is a predicted model, not a curated record. Bases 1 to 333 code for a protein of 110 amino acids. The transcript has a single exon.